AUGUCUUGUCCAAACACACUCCCUGCAUCAUGGUAUACCAGUAAGGCAAUUGCUGGCCUAGAAAGGCGUGCUAUAUUCGACAAGACCUGGAUUUAUCUCGGUGUUGUCACACGAUGGUCCGCUGACGGCGAGGACUGUUUAUAUGAUAUAGGGCUGUUCAAAUUUACUGUUCGACGCGAGUCAGAAGACUGGAAUAAUAUCCAGGUUUUCACAAGUGACGGCACUCUAAUGCGUCGCCAUAUCACCCGGACCGGCCUCGUCUUUAUAACUUUCUCCAAUUUGACGCCUGAGUUCAACGAAUACUUUCCCGGUCUUGAAGAGCUCAUUUCAACAGUUGACUUCACCGCGUUUCCCUUUAGAAAAAGCCUCAAAUACACCGGCAAGUAUAAUUGGAAGACUCUUAUCGAUGGGUUCCAAGAAUGCCUUCACUGCUCCUUUGCGCAUCCAUCAUUCUCCAAGGUUUAUGCGCCGACUACAUACCAGGUGCUUAACGAACAGAACUUCUCACGUCACCUAGCAGAAGCAGGCUGCAAACGCGACAGUCCAAGUGAUGGUCUUUUUCUUUACUUCUUCCCCAACUCCACGUUGAAUUUGUACGGUGGUGGUAUCUCCUCGUUCCGUACCUGGCCGACAGAUGAUCCGUCUCAAACUAUCAUGCAGUUCGACUACUAUCACAAGUCACCUGUCGAAACGGAGGAUUUUAAGAAUUAUUACAAAUUCGCCCGAACUGUCGCAACGGAAGACAACGAUCUUUGCGAAAUGGCUCAGAUGAACCUGAAUGUGGGGAUUUAUACUGAGGGCAUACUGAAUCCAAACAAGGAAAAUGGCGUGAUUCAUAGCAGAAAAGGACAGCCCAGGUCGGAGCGGCCUCAUCUUGGAUUGCGAGCUUUCCACUCUGACGAACCCGAACUCUCCGUCAGACGUGAGUCUGACAACUAUGGCGUCCCGAGCGAUCUACUCAGCCAACCCGAAUUCCCGCCACGAGAUCCUGUCUUCCCGCAAUCCCAUACAGCCCAGACUCCUGUUGACCUAGGGUCUCGGUGCGAAUUUGUUGACUAUGGAACCAACUUUGAUGGUCCUCAGAUCAAUGACCUCUCAUUAGAGAUGUCCUUCGAUAUAUCCGAAGACCUAGACGACCUCUACGACAUCCUUGCCGGUCUCGAUUCCUUCGAUGCGCCACAAGUCCAUCACGACACCUCACCGCCAGAUUGCCCAGUAAUGUCGGGCGGUAUCAUAACGGGAUCACUGAACACUGAACGGGCACCAUUUCCGUGUAUCAACCUACUAAAUGAUCAUAUCCCCCUGUCGCCAGUUUUGCGUACUUCACAAUUUGUUGAAGCAACACCAGAACUUCAGGGCUUUUAUAGAGGUGACGAGUUUGGAGAAGUAGGUAUUGAAGAUGAUGAGCACUCUCCAUCAAGUUCAAAGAACCACUCCAGGUCGCCUCUUUACAGGGUGCCUCAGCUCGAUAGCGACUCUCCAGAGAACAUCUCUGUACUCUUUGAUCGCCGCAUAUGCGAGGUUUUAUGUAUCAAAGACAGUUCAUCCGGGAAUCCAUGGCGAAAGAUCGUCUGGCCUAUGGCUAAGGAGCACACUGCGCUUUAUCACGCACUUGCUGCCAUGACAUGCUUCCAGGGAUUCAAUGAUCUCCCUCAACAUCGCGCCAUAGGACUAAGACACCUCAACUAUGCAGUCCAACAGCUCGCAAUCAUGGAAACUAGCGAUUGUAAACCCGAGGCAACCAUCAGCACGGCGCUGGCCGUGAGCCUAGCUCAGGCCUGGUGCCAUCCUCGAUCUUCUACUACCACGAGUUACAUUAGGAAAGGAGCCGAGCUUCUUCGAAAGGCGCUAAUCGAACACCAGUCUUCCCAGCGUCCCAGAGAUGAGCUGAGCGGCUUAGGCUUCCUCUCAAAUACCUGGAUAUAUAUGGAUACCAUAACGCGCAUUACGUGCCAUGACGGAUACGUCAUGGAUUUACCGCUCAUGUCGGAUUGCAGCUUAUUCAGCUCCAAAUCUUCAGUAUCCACGGUAGAUCCUCUCAUGGGAUGCGCUAGGCCACUAUUCCCUCUUCUCGGCAGCGUGGCUGAUCUAGUCAACCGCGUUCGGCGCAGGCAGGAAAAGCUCAACUCGCCAGCAAUUGUCUCCGAGGCAGUCCGUUUGAGGACUUCGAUUGAGCGAUGGGAGCCUUCCACUGAAUUUGAUGAGGAACACCAGGAGACUCAACUAUCUUCAAGCACGAUUGAUCUGAUACAAACAGCUAAUGCUUACAAGUGGGCAACCUUGCUAUUUCUUCACCAGGCAGUGCCAGAGCUUCCGACACAAGUUUCGUUGCAGGACAUGGCCAGAAAGGUACUUACCCUUAUAGCAACUGUCCCGGUAGACUCUCAUGCAGCCAUAUUUCCCGUAAUGCCGCUGAUGAUUGCGGGUUGUGAGGCUACCGAGAUAGAGGAUCGGACUUGGGUCUCUGACAGGUGGCGAGUUCUAGGUUCUCGACUCACUUCGGGACUUGUCAACAGAUGUUUGGAGAUUACAGCAGAGGCUUGGAAAAGACGCGAUAAGUCAUCUAAAUCAACUCGUGUCGAAACGGUUUCCUCUAGCCCUUCAUGCUCGACAGUCAAGAGCGAAAUACAUUGGAUGACCGUCAUGAAGGACUGGGGUUGGCAAGUUAUGCUGGGCUGA
Molecule: messenger RNA, 2679 nt
Organism: Fusarium subglutinans
Lineage: Eukaryota; Fungi; Ascomycota; Sordariomycetes; Hypocreales; Nectriaceae
Product: c6 zinc finger domain protein
Exons: 5
Coding region: 1-2679 (892 amino acids)
Biological process (GO): positive regulation of transcription by RNA polymerase II
Cellular component (GO): nucleus
Molecular function (GO): DNA-binding transcription factor activity; transcription cis-regulatory region binding; iron ion binding
Source: RefSeq, a predicted model, not a curated record